AUGUUCUCUGUCUCCUCCAAAACUUUCCUUCCCCACCACCAAAACUUUCCUUCCUCCUCAUGCAAUCUCUUCUCCGCUGCCUCCGGUAGCCCCAUCCCCUCCUCCAUGGGCAAUUGCUUCACCAAGGCUCCGGCGAACUCCUCCCCGCAGCCGGACGAGGCCAGCGAUGACAAUAACAUCAACGGCGACAAUAACAAUAAUGAUUCUCCCGUGAAGAUGCCCCCCGUCCCGACCGCGAAGCCGGCUGCCCCCAUCGGGCCCGUCCUCGGCCGCCCCAUGGAGGACGUCCGCGCCACCUACUCCGUCGGCAAGGAGCUCGGCCGCGGCCAGUUCGGGGUCACCCACCUCUGCACCCACAAGGCCACCGGGAAAAAGUUCGCCUGCAAGACCAUCGCCAAGCGCAAGCUCACCAACCAGGAGGACAUCGAGGACGUGCGGCGCGAGGUCCAGAUCAUGUACCACCUCACCGGCCAGCCCAACAUCGUCGAGCUCAAGGGCGCCUUCGAGGACAAGCACUCCGUCCACCUCGUCAUGGAGCUCUGCGCCGGCGGCGAGCUCUUCGACCGCAUCAUCGCCAAGGGCCACUACACAGAGAGCGCCGCCGCCGCCCUCCUCCGCACCAUCGUCCAGAUCGUCCACACCUGCCACUCCAUGGGCGUCAUCCACCGCGACCUCAAGCCCGAAAACUUCCUCCUCCUCAACAAGGACGACGACUCCCCUCUCAAAGCCACCGACUUCGGCCUCUCCGUCUUCUUCAAACAAGGCGAGGUGUUCAAGGACAUCGUCGGCAGUGCAUAUUACAUAGCACCUGAAGUCCUCAAGAGAAAAUACGGUCCGGAAGCAGAUAUCUGGAGCAUCGGAGUCAUGCUUUACAUCUUUCUCUGUGGAGUUCCUCCUUUUUGGGCUGAAACGGAACAUGGGAUCUUCAAUGCUAUUCUGAGAGGGCAGGUUGACUUUUCUAGCGAUCCAUGGCCUGCCAUUUCGCCCGGAGCUAAAGAUCUCGUUAACAAGAUGCUGCAUUUGGAUCCCGAACAGAGACUGACUGCUUUUGAAGUUCUGAACCAUCCUUGGAUCAAAGAAGAUGGAGAAGCACCCGAUACACCACUCGAUAACGCGGUCCUCAAUCGAUUGAAGCAGUUCCGAGCGAUGAACCAAUUCAAGAAGGCUGCUUUAAGGGUGAUAGCAGGAUGCUUGUCUGAAGAGGAGAUCAAGGGGCUGAAGGAAAUGUUCAAGAACAUGGAUUCCGACAACAGCGGAACGAUAACUCUCGAAGAACUGAAGAAAGGGCUUGCCUCCCAAGGCACAAAGCUCUCCGAAUUCGAAGUCAAACAGCUAAUGGAAGCUGCCGACGCGGACGGCAACGGAACAAUCGACUACGAGGAGUUCAUCACAGCCACAGUCCACAUGAACAGAAUGGACAGAGAAGAGCAUCUCUACACGGCGUUCCAGUACUUCGACAAGGAUAACAGCGGUUACAUCACCAAGGAAGAACUUGAGCAAGCUCUGAAGGAGAAGGACCUCUACGACGGAGAGGAGAUCAAAGAGAUCAUUUCUGAGGCGGAUGUGGACAAUGAUGGAAGAAUAAACUACGAGGAGUUCGCGGCGAUGAUGCGGAAAGGGAACCCCGAGCCGCUGCCCAAGAAGAGAAGGGACGUGGUUAUUUGAUCAGACCAUGGAAGAAGAAGAAAGAACAGAGGAAAGGAGAC
This is a messenger RNA of Zingiber officinale, 1706 nucleotides long. Its product is annotated as calcium-dependent protein kinase 2-like. Gene Ontology annotation, biological process: protein autophosphorylation; peptidyl-serine phosphorylation; intracellular signal transduction. Gene Ontology annotation, molecular function: ATP binding; calmodulin binding; calcium-dependent protein serine/threonine kinase activity. Lineage: Eukaryota; Viridiplantae; Streptophyta; Magnoliopsida; Zingiberales; Zingiberaceae. The record is from RefSeq and is a predicted model, not a curated record. Bases 1 to 1665 code for a protein of 554 amino acids. Gene Ontology annotation, cellular component: nucleus; cytoplasm. The transcript is spliced from 8 exons.